AUGACGGCCCUCCACCACGCGGUCAACCACUGCCGGCUCAACGUCGUCACCAAGCUGCUCGAGCUCGGCGCGUCGGUCGACGCCAAAGACGACGGUGGCAACACACCGCUGCACCUCGCGGCCGGUCGCGGUAUCCUGAACCCUGUCAUGUCGCUCCUAAGUGCGGGCGCCAACGUCAACGAAGUCAACCUCCAAGGCGUGACGCCGCUCCACAAGGCCGUGAGCGGCGGCCACGGCCCGUGCGUCGAGAAGCUCCUCGAAGCACGUGCAGAGCCCAACAUUGCCAACGCCGAGGGCAACACGAGCGUGCACUUGGCGGCGCGCGGCAGCGCCAACCUUAAAAACAAGGCUGGGAAGCUCCCAAAGGACGUCGCGCUCACGCCCGAGAUCGCCAAGCGCUUGUAA
Molecule: messenger RNA, 405 nt
Organism: Saprolegnia parasitica CBS 223.65
Lineage: Eukaryota; Oomycota; Saprolegniomycetes; Saprolegniales; Saprolegniaceae
Exons: 2
Coding region: 1-405 (134 amino acids)
Molecular function (GO): protein binding
Source: RefSeq, a predicted model, not a curated record